AUGAUUUCUGCGUGGUUCCUCAAAUUGCUGGAUGUGGUAGCAGCGGUUGUCACCGUGCUAUUUGUUUUUGGCUCUUUUCUCAUCAAUUAUAAGCGGGAAACACCCAGGAAGACUUCGGUGCUACGAAAGACGACUCUUCGAGUUGUUCCUGUGCUGCUCGCCUCGGUGUCUUACGUCGCCGAGGUGACCAUCGUCUCGCGACAGGGCCAUAAACCUAGCCAGAUCCAAGAUCAUCUACUCGCGACACUCAUUUUCGCCUUGGCAUGGGCUUCAACCUGCAUCCGCAGAGAGCUCCUCAUUCCUGAAAUUUUUGGUCUUUCCUCGAUUUCGCUGCUAUUCGGCAUCCCGGUCCUGAUACUACAUGCAACGUAUCCAGCAGGGUCCUCUAUGCACGAAGCAUUGUUGGCCAUCGAGUUUGUCCGACAGUUUAUUGUUGUCGGUUUGCUGAUUGACUGCCUUGUUCGCUCCCUUUCAUACAGAAAGAAGACGAAGCAGGAAGAAGAAGAGGAGGAGGAGGAGGAGGAGGAGGAGGAGGAAGCGAGACCUCUUUUCAACAGCUCGAAUAGUCAAACCAAUCAAGUCUCGUACGGCACCAAGCCCCAAACAUCUCGACCCGCUAGUACUAGCGAUUUCUCUAGUGACGAUUGGGAUUCCGACGGUGAAGAGAAUGAACCCGAGAACUCUCAGACUGGCCAGCUUCGUAAGAGCGGCAGCUGGAUGGUCUAUAUCCACAACUUCAAAGUCUUCCUGCCGUUUUUGAUCCCCCGGAGGAACCUCGAAGUGCAAGCCUGUCUCCUAGGGUGCGUCUUAUGCCUUGUUGCAGACCGCUUUCUCAACAUCCUGGUUCCUCGUCAGCUGGGUAUCAUCGCCGACAAGCUUUUCGCAAGACAGCAACCAUUCUCUGACCUGGGGAUUUACUUCGCCCUCGCUCUGUUGCACGGCGAUUCGGGCUUGCAGAUGAUCAAGUCGCUAGCCAAGAUCCCCAUCGAGCAAUUCUCGUACCGCCAACUCACAAACGCGGCCUUUAACCAUGUCAUGGGCCUAGAAAUGGAGUUCCACUCUGACAGAGAUUCCGCUGAGGUGAUGAAGGCCAUCGAGCAGGGCGAAGCACUAACAAAUCUCCUGGAGACCGCUGUGUUAGAAAUUGUCCCCACGGUCAUCGACAUGGUCGUUGCAAUCGUCUUCCUCUAUAUCAAGUUCAAUUCGUCCGCUGCGCUUUGCAUGCUCCUUGCAUCGCUGGCAUUCAUGGUUCUCGAAGUCGUCACCUCCAGCUGGAACGUGGAAAACCGCCGGCGACUCACCAAGGCCGAACGAGCCGAGGCGCGGGUGAUGCACCAGGCCAUCCAGGGCUGGCAGACAGUUUCUGCUUUCAACAUGUUCUUGUAUGAAAAAUUUCGUUUUCGGGGCGCUGUAGACAAGCAUCUUCUGGCAAAGAAGGAUUGGUCGCAGAGGGAUGCGUAUACGACUGGCUUGACAGAGACACUCGUUCCGAUGACAUUUUUUGCCCUAGCGUGCCUCGUCGCUCGCGAGGUCUGUGAGGGCCGUGCUUCUCCGGGAGAUUUUGUCUUUCUGACCCAGUAUUGGGAGUAUCUUGUCUGGCCGAUCAAGUAUCUGUCGCACGAAUACCGCUACCUCAUGGCUCACCUCAUCGAUGCGGAACGGCUUCUCGACUUACUUACGACGCAGCCUACCGUCAAGGAUAAGGAGGGCGCCCUGGAACUGGGUCUCAUCAAAGGGCAGGUAGAGUUUGAGCACGUCGGCUUCUCGUAUUUUGCUCGGAAAAGCGUUAUCAGAGACGUUAAUAUUUCUGUAUUACCCGGCGACACUAUUGCACUAGUUGGUCCCACUGGGGCGGGGAAGACGUCGCUUAUGAAGCUUCUGCUCCGAAAUUAUGAUGUAACCUCCGGGAGCAUUAAGAUUGACGGCUAUGAUGUUCGCGACGUCACCCAGGGCUCGCUGCGAAACGUCCUCGGCGUGGUUACGCAGGAUCCUGUACUGUUCAAUACAUCGAUAAUAGAGAACCUGCGCUAUGCAAAGCUCUCUGCUUCCGAUGAAGAGAUCUAUGAUGCGUGCCGGGCUGCCGCCAUCCACGACAAAAUUAUGUCUUUCCCCAAGAGCUACCACACCAAGGUCGGAGAACAAGGCGUCAAACUGUCUGGCGGGGAGGUCCAGCGAUUGGCGAUUGCAAGAGUUUUUCUAAAAGAUCCACCCAUCCUCGUUCUGGACGAGGCAACCAGUUCCAUCGAUACGGAGACCGAGUCGGAGAUUCAAGGUGCGCUGAAGCGGCUGAGCAGAAAGAGGACUACUUUUGUCAUUGCCCACCGGCUAUCAACUGUUGUGCAUGCGGACCAGAUUCUCGUCUUGAGCGAUGGCAUGAUUGUCGAGAGAGGCACACAUGCGGAGUUGUUAGAGAAACGGGAUCGGUACUAUGGUCUCUGGCAGAAGCAGUUUCUGGGGUCAGGGGAAGCGCAGUUGGUAGAGACGUAA
This is a messenger RNA of Penicillium argentinense, 2487 nucleotides long. RefSeq names its product ABC transporter ATP-binding protein. Gene Ontology annotation, molecular function: ATP hydrolysis activity; ABC-type transporter activity; ATP binding. Bases 1 to 2487 code for a protein of 828 amino acids. Gene Ontology annotation, biological process: transmembrane transport. Gene Ontology annotation, cellular component: membrane. The record is from RefSeq and is a predicted model, not a curated record. NCBI's taxonomy places the organism in Eukaryota, Fungi, Ascomycota, Eurotiomycetes, Eurotiales, Aspergillaceae. The transcript has a single exon.